Molecule: messenger RNA, 927 nt
Organism: Cetraspora pellucida
Lineage: Eukaryota; Fungi; Glomeromycota; Glomeromycetes; Diversisporales; Gigasporaceae
Source: the annotation of a GenBank genome assembly
AAACAAAGUACUAUUUCUUCUGAAAUAAAAAUUCCCUAUAAUCAAAAGGUUGAACAAGGUUUAAUAUAUAAGUUAUUUAUAUUUAUUAACAAGAAACAUCUUUCAAAUUCCAUAUCUGAUAGACAAAUUCUUGAAAACAUAUUAGAUGAAAAUGAUUCAACUUCAGGUUCUGCAUCCCAUUUGCGUCUCAAUACUGAAGUCUCACCUAAUAAUAUGACUCAUAUCUUUAAUUCUUCUGAUGUUGAUGAGAUAGGUGAGAGUGAGGAUGGAGAUUUCUCUGAUGACAACAACGAAGAUGAUGAUAAGAAUUAUGACAGUUUCUACCAAAAAAUAGCAAAUAAUAGAUUUAAAAAUAUUGUAAGAGAUCAUACCCUGGAAGCAGAACAGGCAAGAGAAGCAGAGCUUGUGAGCAAAGAAACACCAUUUGACUUAGCGCAUAGUGCAAACAUAUCUACCAGAAGACGACACCGUAACCCUACUUUACCACCAACUUAUGAUGGAGUGUCAUCAAUUCCAAGCAUGAAUCGCCGUGAAUUUACUGCCGGUCAAAGAGAUCGAUCCGCAUCACCUACCAGAAGAGUUCCUAGCAGAAGGGAUGAGAAUACUAAUCGAGAUAAUGUAAAUAAUUUAGGUGGAGAUUUAGGCAAUAAUGUGGGUGGAAACUCCAGCCAUAACGCAAAUGAUGUGGGUAGAGAUUCAGGCCAUAACGCAAAUGAUGUAGGUGAAAAUUCAGGUCAUAGCGUAGAUGAUACAGGUGGAGAUUUGGGUGAAAAUUUAUAUGAUACAACAUACAAAUUUUCAUCUGAUUUGACAAGUAUUACCUCAGCCCUUAAUAUAUCUGCAUCACAAAAUGACAGUGAUUUUAGUAUGGCCGAUGCAGGAGGAGAUAGUCAAUUGUUGGAAUCUAUAAAUGAGGAGGGAAGUUAG